Molecule: messenger RNA, 321 nt
Organism: Mesorhabditis spiculigera
Lineage: Eukaryota; Metazoa; Nematoda; Chromadorea; Rhabditida; Rhabditidae
Source: the annotation of a GenBank genome assembly
UAUAUCAGGGUGCCCUCGAGUCGUGUUUUCGGCGUCGAACCGCCGGUAAAACAAGUGUCCUAUUCCGUGGCUCCUGGAACUUCGCGUCAACAGCCGCAUGCACAUCCGCCAGAAGUGCAAUACGUAACAUAUGACGAAUAUGCGGAACAAGACUUGUUGUUUCAUCAAGGAGAGGUUGUCAAUGAAGAGACGAUAUCUACCACCGGCACCUACACAAAUAUGCAAGCUCCUCCGGAGUUCUGCUAUGUGACGGAGACGAUACCCGAUUUUCAUCCAACCCAACAAUUAUCACAUUGGAAAGACGGGCCACCAAAUAACGGU